AUGCAGACCACGAGUUUACGUUCCAGACAGGGGGAAACAGACCCCCGACCCAUGACUCAACGAGUCGAGAAUGCCUGGGAUACCCUUCGCUCAAUAAAGAACCCAGUCCUUGAAUCCGACAAAUCGAGAGGAUUACUAGGGACUGCGGUGUACUAUGGGCGCCAAACAGUCCGACUGCUAUUCUUGAAUGGCCCUUCGACCGAAAAACCCGAGCGAAAACUGAACAAAAAUCUUGCGGGAGCAGUGGAGGAGUUAAGAACAGCCGCGGACGAAGAUAGGGACCCGGAUGCGAUGUUCCUGCUAGCGGAGAUGAACUUCUAUGGAAACUUCUCCCAUCCCCGCGAUUUCAAAGAGGCCUUCCGCUGGUAUCAUGAACUUGCAUGGCUGGACGGAAACAACACAGCGCAGAACAUGGUUGGGUUCAUGUAUGCGACGGGAAUCGGCGGUGCGGUCGAACCAGACCAGGCAAAGGCCCUGAUGUACCAUGAGUUUGCAGCCGAAGCAGGGAACAUCCGUUCGGAGAUGACACUUGCGUAUCGCUACCACACUGGUAUUGGAACACCGAAGGACUGUGAUCACGCGAUCCAUUACUACAAGAAGGUUGCGGACAAGGCAAUCGAGUACUACCGUUCAGGCCCUCCGGGUGGUAGGGCUUUGGUCCGAGAAUCUUAUCGUUGGGCAGAUGAAGAGGGUGGCGUCUACGGUCCAGGAGCCAGUGUGUCGAGCUCGGGUCAAAAUGCGCGGGACCCUGCCAAUGCCACCCCUGAGGCUAGCGUGGAAGAUAUCCUGGAGUACUUGGACCUCAUGUCCCGGAAGGGUGACCUGAAGGCUACGUACACCCUUGGUAAAAUGAAUUUCGAGGGCGCCCGGGGCUUGCCGCGGAAUUUCCGACGGGCUAUGAGGUAUUUCAAGGUUGUUACUAAGAAAUAUUGGCACAAGGAUGGAUCCGUCAACUCAAACCCUCCUGCAGGGCUUGAUAAGUUGGCGUCCAAGGCCGCAGGACAUAUUGGUCUCAUGUACCUUCGCGGGGAGGGGGUUGAACAACACUUCCCGACUGCCCUCACAUGGUUCCGGCGGGGUAUUGCGAACGGGGACUCCCUGUGCCAACAUUGGAUGGGUCUUAUGUAUCUAAAGGGCUAUGGGGUUCCUCAGGAUGGCUUCAAGGCGUCUCACUACUUCAAAGCAGCGGCGGAGCAGGAUUCCCCAGCGUCCGAAUCACGAUUGGGCGCUCUGUUCUUGGACCAAGGAGAUAUCCCAACCGCAACACGUUACUUUGAGCUUGCUGCCCGCUGGGGGUGGAUGGAGGCAUACUAUUACCUGGCUGAAAUGGCCCAUUUCGGUGUUGGAAGACAGCGGCACUGUGGUGUGGCCGCUGCCUACUACAAAAUGGUUGCCGAAAAAGCAGAGAUCGUCCACUCGGCCUUCGUGGAGGCAAACGCUGCUUACGAGUCUGGUGAUAAGGAGAGUGCUCUCAUUCCAUCGAUGAUGGCAGCAGAGCAGGGCUAUGAGAAUGCACAAGCAAAUGUGGCUUAUCUUCUUGAUGAACAUCGCUCUGUGCUCUCGCUCAGUUCCAUUCUCCCAUGGGCUGAGAAGACUCGGUCCUCCUUGAUGCGCAAUGCUCGACUAGCGUUGAUUUACUGGACCCGCUCUUCCAAGCAAGCCAACAUUGACUCCUUGGUCAAGAUGGGCGACUACUACCUGUCUGGAACGGGUACACCCGUCGACGCUGAAAAGGCCUCCACCUGUUACCAUAAUGCCGCUGAAGCCCACCACAGCGCACAGGGCUAUUGGAAUCUGGGCUGGAUGCACGAGAAUGGCGUGGCAGUAGACCGGGAUUUCCACAUGGCCAAGCGGUAUUACGACUUGGCUCUCGACCUCAGCCCCGAAGCAUAUCUGCCAGUGAAGCUAAGCUUGAUCAAACUUCGAGUUCGAGGAUAUUGGAAUCGUAUCACCAACGGGAACAUUAAUCCCAUCCACGAGGAGGAAGACUCGAAACCCCGCCGCACCUUCAAAGAAUGGGUCAAGGCUUUCAUCGAGAAUGACGAGGAGGGCUAUUAUGAAGACCUUUACGAACAACAACGGGGAGAGGAUGAUGAAUAUCGUGCCUUGGAAUCUGAAGGCCAUGAGGAUGGCUACUAUGACGACCUGGAUCUCGAAAUCGACGAGGGAAUGCUUGAGGGCCUGCUGAUUGUCGGAUUGGCUGCUGCGCUGUUGGUUUUGGUUUAUUUCCGUCAACAGCAGCAGCGUAACCGACAGAAUGAGAACGCCCAUGCCAAUGCCAAUGCCAAUGCUAAUAUCAAUGCCCAGAAUGGAAACGGGAACGCCAAUGAUCGUGGAUUAUUCCCUCAGCCUGGUGAUCCUGAUUUUGGGCAAUGGGUGGCAGGAGGAGUUGGUCAUUGA
Penicillium crustosum is the source of this 2400-nucleotide messenger RNA. Its product is annotated as ubiquitin ligase complex subunit HRD3. The coding region runs from base 1 to 2400 and encodes 799 amino acids. Lineage: Eukaryota; Fungi; Ascomycota; Eurotiomycetes; Eurotiales; Aspergillaceae. The transcript has 3 exons. The record is from RefSeq and is a predicted model, not a curated record. Gene Ontology annotation, biological process: ERAD pathway. Gene Ontology annotation, cellular component: endoplasmic reticulum membrane. Gene Ontology annotation, molecular function: protein binding.